Pipistrellus nathusii (Nathusius's pipistrelle) is the source of this 2487-nucleotide messenger RNA. Lineage: Eukaryota; Metazoa; Chordata; Mammalia; Chiroptera; Vespertilionidae. The record is from the annotation of a GenBank genome assembly.
AUGUGGCUGCAGCUUGGCCUGCCCUGGCUGUCCCUGAGCCCCAAGCCCACAGUUGGCCGGAGCCUGUGCCUCACCCUGUGGUUCCUUGGCUUGGUGCUGAGGGCUAGUACACAGGCCCCAGCGCCCACAGUCAAUACUCGCUUUGGAAAGCUAAGGGGUGCCCGGGUACCACUGCCCAGUGAGAUCCUGGGGCCUGUGGACCAGUACCUGGGGGUGCCCUACGCAGCUCCUCCGAUCGGCGAGAAACGGUUCCUGCCCCCUGAACCACCUCCAUCUUGGUCGGGCAUCCGGAACGCCACACACUUCCCCCCAGUGUGCCCCCAGAACAUUCACACAGCUGUGCCCGAAGUCAUGCUGCCUGUCUGGUUCACUGCCAACUUGGAUAUCGUCGCCACUUACAUCCAAGAGCCCAAUGAAGAUUGCCUCUACCUGAAUGUCUAUGUGCCCACGGAGGAUGGAUCCGGCGCUAAGAAACAGGGCGAGGACUUAGCGGAUAAUGACGGGGAUGAAGAUGAAGACAUCCGGGACAGUGGUGCUAAGCCCGUCAUGGUCUACAUCCAUGGAGGCUCUUACAUGGAAGGGACAGGCAACAUGAUUGAUGGCAGCGUCCUCGCCAGUUAUGGCAACGUCAUCGUCAUCACCCUCAACUAUCGGGUUGGGGUGCUAGGUUUCCUGAGCACUGGAGAUCAGGCUGCCAAGGGCAACUAUGGGCUCCUUGACCAAAUUCAGGCGCUCCGCUGGGUGAGUGAGAACAUUGCCUUCUUCGGUGGCGAUCCCCGUCGUAUCACAGUCUUUGGCUCAGGCAUCGGUGCAUCCUGUGUCAGCCUCCUCACGUUGUCACAUCAUUCUGAGGGGCUUUUUCAGAGGGCCAUCAUCCAAAGUGGUUCUGCUCUAUCCAGCUGGGCUGUGAACUACCAACCAGUAAAGUAUACCAGCCUCCUGGCAGACAAAGUGGGCUGUAAUGUGCUAGACACAGUGGAUAUGGUGGACUGUCUUCGGCAAAAGAGUGCCAAGGAGCUAGUAGAACAGGACAUCCAGCCAGCCCGCUACCAUGUGGCCUUUGGCCCUGUGAUUGAUGGUGAUGUCAUUCCUGAUGACCCUGAGAUUCUCAUGGAACAGGGUGAGUUCCUCAAUUAUGACAUCAUGUUAGGUGUCAACCAGGGCGAGGGGCUCAAGUUUGUGGAAGGGGUGGUGGACCCUGAGGAUGGUGUCUCUGGCACUGACUUUGACUACUCCGUCUCCAACUUUGUGGACAAUCUAUAUGGAUAUCCUGAGGGUAAGGAUACCCUGCGGGAGACCAUCAAGUUUAUGUACACAGACUGGGCAGACCGUGACAACCCUGAGACCCGCCGUAAAACACUGGUGGCACUCUUCACUGACCACCAGUGGGUGGAGCCCUCAGUGGUGACAGCUGAUCUGCACGCCCGCUAUGGUUCACCUACCUACUUCUACGCCUUCUACCAUCACUGCCAGAGCCUCAUGAAGCCUGCUUGGUCAGAUGCAGCUCAUGGGGACGAAGUACCCUAUGUUUUCGGUGUCCCUAUGGUGGGCCCCACUGACCUCUUCCCCUGCAAUUUCUCCAAGAAUGACGUUAUGCUCAGUGCUGUUGUCAUGACCUACUGGACCAACUUUGCCAAGACCGGGGAUCCCAACAAGCCGGUCCCCCAGGACACCAAGUUUAUUCACACCAAGGCCAACCGCUUUGAGGAAGUGGCCUGGUCCAAAUACAAUCCCCGAGACCAGCUUUACCUUCACAUCGGGCUGAAGCCGAGGGUUCGAGAUCAUUACCGGGCCACUAAGGUGGCUUUUUGGAAACACCUGGUGCCCCACCUAUACAACCUGCAUGAUAUGUUCCACUAUACGUCCACAACCACCAAAGUGCCACCCUUGGAUACCACCCACAGCUCCCACAUCACCCGAAGGCCCAACGGUAAGACCUGGAGCACCAAGCGGCCAGCCAUCUCCCCUGCCUAUAGCAAUGAGAAUGCCCAAGGGUCCUGGAAUGGGGAUCAGAAUGCAGGGCCACUCUUGGUGGAGAACCCUCGUGACUACUCCACUGAAUUAAGUGUCACCAUCGCUGUGGGGGCCUCCCUUCUGUUCCUUAAUGUUCUGGCCUUCGCUGCCCUCUACUACCGUAAGGACAAACGACGUCAGGAACCCCUGCGGCAGCCUAGCCCUCAGAGGGGAGCUGGGGCUGCUGAAUUGGGAGCUGCUCCUGAAGAGGAGCUGGCAGCAUUACAGCUGGGCCCCACCCACCAUGAGUGUGAGGCCGGUCCCCCACAUGACACACUGCGCCUCACUGCGCUGCCCGACUACACUCUGACCCUGCGGCGCUCCCCUGAUGACAUCCCACUCAUGACCCCCAACACCAUCACUAUGAUUCCCAACUCCCUGGUAGGGCUGCAGACAUUGCACCCCUAUAACACCUUUGCCGCAGGGUUCAACAGUACUGGGCUGCCCCACUCACACUCCACUACCCGGGUAUAG